Molecule: messenger RNA, 477 nt
Organism: Necator americanus (New World hookworm)
Lineage: Eukaryota; Metazoa; Nematoda; Chromadorea; Rhabditida; Ancylostomatidae
Exons: 1
Coding region: 1-477 (158 amino acids)
Source: RefSeq, a predicted model, not a curated record
AUGUCUCGGAGGCAUUCGUGGAGAAUCUGCCUGGACCCUCUUUACCGUUCCCCGAAGAUUCUGGAAGCAGCACAAGCAAGAACGAGUCUAAAGAAGUGCCGAAGGGAUCUCUGCGAAUAUAACACUCCGCUAGUAGCUUUGCUGCGUGAAGACGGGACUCGCACGUCUUCUCGUCGUGAGAUGGAAAUUAUUACGGAGAGGUUCUACUCGAACCUUUUCCGUUCAUCAACUCCUGUGUCAAGCCCAACCAUCCCCACUGGCGAAGCUCCACCACGGAUUCUCCCUUCGGAAUUACGAGUCGCUAUCAAAAGCAUGAAACCUGGCACAGCCCCGGACCUGAUUUUAUUUCUUCGGGCUGGUGGCCAUCCACUUCAUGUAAUCUUAGCAGUGCAAAUGACAUUUUACCUUCAGAAAGAAAGAAUCCCAGACCAGUGGAAGACCUCGCGAACCGUAAUUAUCGUCCAAUGUGCUUGGUGA